AUGGCGUUUGUAUUCUACCGCAGUUUAGGCGACGGCUGGCGUGUGGGCGUUGCGGAUUCACUCGAAGGUUCCAUCAUUCGUGUUCGCGAUGGUGCCACUGAAAUAACUGUGGCUGCCGACGAUAUCUACAUUCCACACAACACACAUGAUAAUAACAAGGAGAAUCAACAGAAAGAAGAAGAAAAAGAAAAAGAGGAAUUAUUAUCAUCAUUGUUUUGUAUGGAUGAACACCCACUGCAGUUCCUGCGGCCGUGUGAUGCUGCGCGGAUGUCGCCGUCGCCACUCGUCGGACUUCCGCCGCUCGUCGAGUUGUUGCGCCGCCGCACCGCCAACGGCAUUCACGCCACUUGCAUUGGUGAUAACUUCACACUUCUGCUCAGCGGCAAUAAUGAUCUCAACACUACUCCAGAUAUUAAUGGUUAUAAUAAUAAUAAUAAUAAUAAUAAUAAUAAUAAUAAUAAUAAUAAUAAUAAUAAUAAUAAUAGAGUGGAUACGGCACUGAAGGCUGUUCUUGCGUGGAAGGGAUCGCGACAACGACAAGUGGUGGUUGCCUGCGGUCGUGCGAAACCAAACUUAUGCAGUGAUUUGGUUUUAUCAUGUUGUUCUCAUCUUGAGUCCACACCUGCACAAAUGAAAGUUAUUAAAGCUGCAAUGAAUGUCAUCUCCGCCUUUACAUGUACGGUGGGACAACAACAAAAGUCUUAUCUUCAAGUACAUAUCUCUGCAGAUGGAAAAGAGAGCGAAGAAGCAUUAAAAAGAGUUCAAAUAGAGUGUGAUCAUCUUUUUACUUCAAGUAUUGGGGAUUCAAAUAAAAAUAAUUUUAGGAUAUUUUCCUAUAUAUUGUAUGGAUUCAGUGGUGAAGAAAAGGAACGUUUUUUUAUAAAUCGUAAGCAAAAUGACUUUGUAUGCCAAUCAAGUAUUCAAGAUAUCAAUCUUAUUUCACACUUACGAGAAGAGUAUAUUAUUUUUACUAAUGCUAUGGAAGAUCUUGGUAUUUCAUUCGCUUCUCAAUUAGCACUUUACACUCGUAUGGCAGCGAUUGUACACCUUACUGAGAUUGAUUUCUACGAUGAUGGUUCUGCUUCCAAUCUUCCAGCUAUUAAGAAUGUUGCACGUCUUUUCCAAUUGGAUUUUGAUGAAUGUUUGCGUAUAUUUACUUCUCGAGAAAUUUGUACUGCCGCUGCUCGUUUAUUAUACCUUACUACUUUUACAAUGUUGUUAAAACAUGUAAAUAGUGCGCUUAACUUUUAUUCUGAGGAAAAACCAAUCCCAUCUUCUAUUACAGUUCUCUCUAUUCCACAGCUUCCUCCCGUUUCUUCUAACGAUUUGGAAAAUAUUACUCUUGCUGCCGUGUACGAAGAUAUACAGCAAGCCUUUCUUCGCUCAAGUGAUCGGGAAGUCAUUCAAUGGCAGCGAACGGGUCUUUGUAUACCACCACAACUAGGACCUGUGCUGGACUCAUUGGAUAAUUAUAGUUUAUUGAAAGUAUUGUAUGGACUCGGCGGUGUACUCUCUGUGGCACAAUCCGCACGAAAUACAGAAAAGAUAAAAGUGGCACUCGCAGGAUGCGCCAGACACACACGUGUAAAGUUUAAUCCCAGUACUCUCAUUCUCAGUAUGGAACACUCUUUUGGGGUUCGACAGUAUCAGUUUCCAUCCAGUGUAGAAGAGAUGACAAAACUGAAAACAAUAUAUCAUGCAGAUUAUGAACAUGUUCGUACAUUUCUUAUGGAGAAUGCAGAUGUGGAUACACAAGAGGCUUUACAUCUUCUUGCACAAACAGAUAGUAGUACCGCAGAUCAGAUUAUUACACAAGAGAUGCUACAUUUAAAGCCUUUACUUGAUGUAUUACAAGAUGAAAAAAAUGUUUUUUGGUGGAUAGGAGGUAUUGAUACUGGUGCACAUUUUCGAGGUGAUGAUGUGGAAAUGCAAUUGAAAGAACUUCCAGUUUUAUCUGCAAUGGAAUUACGUCGUCACUUACCUAACCGAUAUAUUAUAUGUAAUCCUACAUUUAUUGUUUCUACAUUUAAACCCCUUUUACCACCAGAGAAGUUAAUCAAUACAUCUAUAAGUGAAUUAGCUACUAGUAUUUUGGAUUAUUCAGGUUUAAAAUAUUAUGUAAAACGUGAAGGAGAUUUCUUACUAGAUGGUGCCUCACUUAUGGAUUUAUAUAUAAAGUUAAAAGAAAAACUUGAACAACACGCUAUUAUUAUUCAAGCUUUUGCUCGAAUGAAAUAUUGUUCAUAUAUGGUGAGGAGACGUGUAUUGGCGUGGUCUGAGGCUGUACAGAAUCUUGAAAAACAACGUAAGAGAAUUGUGGAUGAACAUCAUUUUCUCUCUCAGAAGGGUGGUUUAUAUCAUACACAAUUGAGAGAAUUAAUGGAAGAAGAAGAUGCGGCUCGUUCUCUUAUUAAAGAAACAUGUUGGAGUGAACGAGGGGAAAUGCAACUCACCUUUCAAGAAAGUGUAGAAGAAAAUUUGCUAGACAUGAUGGUAUCAUCUAUUCAGCGCCAAGAUAGAAAUAUGCGUUCGACACUUCAAACCAAUAAAACUGAAAAACUGAAAAUGACGGAAGAUUACAUUCAACAACGAUUAGAAAAACACCGUUCUCACUUAGACAGUAUUAUUGAACAAGAACUAAACAGUAGUAGAAGCCGAGCGCAAUCUCAACAUAUUUCCAGAGUUCAUGAAAAUCUUCUGCGGAGUCAAGAGAUAAGUGAAGAACGACGAGCACGACUGCAGGCCUCAUUAAUUCGCAAGCGUUCAAAAAGUGAAGGCUCUCGUGUGGAACGUGAACGACAGGCGCGGGAGAAGUCAUUAGAUCUCACGCGGCGUCAAUAUCGCAAUCAAGCGGCCCGUGAACAAAUUAUGCAAACACGUGAAGACUAUAAUGAAAUGCUUGCAGUGCAGGUGAUGUUAAAUGAUAUGGAGUCAAAAAUGACACGACGUGUAAAGGAUGAAAUUGUUUCUUUUCGUCGUCAAGAGAAUGAAAGACUUUUGCGAAAACUUCAAGAGGAGCGAAAAGAAAAAGAAGCUCUCAUGAUAAAAGCAGCAAAAGUAAAUGAACGACGAGCAGUGCAGCGUGAAAUCCAAUUGCAACGUAAAAAAGAAAUGGAAGAACGACAAAAAAGAAUGGAGGCACAACGACAAUUGGAUAUGCAACAACGACAACAACGGGCUAUGGCUCGUUUGCAAACAGCAAAGAAACAACAACAAAAGAAAUUAAUGGGAACUCUACUUCGGGCAGAGUCCACUCUAACACACCCACGCUUAUAUGAACAUCGCUCUGAUCAGACAUUAUUAAGCACGAGUUCUCGUGAUCGGCAACUUGGCGAUUCCAUUGUGCUCACGAAUGGGAAAGAGACAUAUACACCGCUCUUGUCAGAGACUUCCCUGCGAGGACUGUUUGAGUACCACGCAACUAAACCCCGGGCAAAGUCACCGUAUCCAUAUGCGACACCUAAACGGUAG
Trypanosoma theileri is the source of this 3471-nucleotide messenger RNA. RefSeq lists its product as uncharacterized. Gene Ontology annotation, molecular function: cytoskeletal motor activity; ATP binding. Gene Ontology annotation, cellular component: myosin complex. Bases 1 to 3471 code for a protein of 1156 amino acids. The record is from RefSeq and is a predicted model, not a curated record. NCBI's taxonomy places the organism in Eukaryota, Euglenozoa, Kinetoplastea, Trypanosomatida, Trypanosomatidae. The transcript has a single exon.